Molecule: messenger RNA, 1608 nt
Organism: Purpureocillium lilacinum
Lineage: Eukaryota; Fungi; Ascomycota; Sordariomycetes; Hypocreales; Ophiocordycipitaceae
Biological process (GO): amino acid metabolic process
Cellular component (GO): cytoplasm
Molecular function (GO): carboxy-lyase activity; pyridoxal phosphate binding
Source: RefSeq, a predicted model, not a curated record
AUGGAUGUCAAUGAGUUUCGCCAGGCGGCCAAGGAGGCUGUCGACCAGAUCGCCGACUACCAUGAGUCUGUCCCCUCGCGGCCCGUCGUCUCCAAUGUCCAGCCUGGCUACCUAAGGCCCUUGCUCCCCGCCGAGGCGCCCCUCGACCCCGAGCCCUUUGCCGACAUCGCCGCCGACAUCCAGUCCAAGAUCAUGCCCGGCAUCACACACUGGUCGUCACCGGGCUUCAUGGCCUUCUUUCCCUGUUCCAGCAGCUACCCAGCGGCGAUCGCCGAGAUGUGGUCCAACGCCUUCAACGGCGCACACUUCAACUGGAUCUGCAGUCCCGCUGCCACGGAGCUGGAGACGGUCACGCUCGACUGGUUGGCCCAGGCUCUGGCGUUACCCUCGUGCUUUCUCAGUGGCGGGGAGACACACGGUGGCGGCGUCAUCCACGGCAGCGCCAGCGAGGCCAUCCUGACCGUCAUGGUCGCUGCUAGAGACAAGUAUCUCGCGGCCAGGACGGCCCAUCUUCCCGAAGGCGAGGAUAAGGAGGAGGAGACGUGGCGCCUGCGCAGCCGCCUCGUCGCCCUGGGCAGCGCCGGCGCCCAUUCCAGCACCAAGAAGGCUGCGCAGGUCCUCGGCGUCCGCUUUGCCACCGUCCCUGUCGACGAGGAGCAUGGCUUUGCCUUGCAAGGCCCGGCUCUUGCCCGUACCCUCGAGGACCUUGCCGCCAAGGGGCUCGAGCCCUUCUACUUGACGGCAACGCUUGGUACCACCGACGUGUGCGCCGUCGACGACUUUCCUGGCAUUGUCAACGCCCUCGCCCCUCGUGCUGGCACCGCGACGGAGGUCUGGGUUCACGUCGACGCCGCUUAUGCUGGCUCGGCGCUACUGCUCGACGAAAACAAGUCCCUGACUCAACCUAUGGCUGACUUCCACUCCUUCAACUUCAACCCACACAAGUGGAUGCUUACGACAUUUGACUGCUCCGCAGUCUGGGUUCGCAGCCGCGCCGACCUCAUCUCAGCCCUCAGCAUCAAGCCACCCUACCUCCGUAACCAGUUCUCCGAUGGCGAUCUUGUCACCGACUACCGCGACUGGCAGAUCCCUCUCGGCCGUCGCUUCAGAUCCCUCAAACUCUGGGUCGUUCUGCGCUCCUACGGCCUGCGCGGCCUCCAGGCACACGUCCGAAAGGGCGUCAGCCUGUGCGAGAAUCUCGAGACGAAGCUGCGGCAGCGCCCGGAUCUGUUCACCAUCUUUACGCCGGCCCGCUUCGCGCUUCUUAGCUUUCGCCUCGCGGGUCACAAUGAGGAACAGGUCAACCGCCGCACCGAGGCGCUGUACGAGCAGAUCAACGCGGCUGGCCAGUUCUACCUCACGAGCACCGUCAUCAACGGCAAGUUUGCCAUCCGCAUCUGCACCGGCGUCGCCGCCACCCAGCCAGAGCACAUUCAGAAGGUAUUUGAAGCCCUGGUUGAAGGCACGGAAAGGCUGGUGGCCAAUGAGGAGAAGACCGUGCACAGCCUGGAAGAGAAUGGCGUCAAGACGAAUGGUGUCAAGGCCAAUGGCAUAGCCAAGAAUGGCGUAGAAACAAAUGGCAUAACCAGCAACGGGGCCGCGAGGUAG